Hipposideros armiger (great roundleaf bat) is the source of this 2771-nucleotide messenger RNA. It is a transcript of the gene TMEM167B, whose product is annotated as transmembrane protein 167B. The transcript has 3 exons. The record is from RefSeq and is a predicted model, not a curated record. NCBI's taxonomy places the organism in Eukaryota, Metazoa, Chordata, Mammalia, Chiroptera, Hipposideridae. The coding region runs from base 114 to 338 and encodes 74 amino acids.
UCCUACCAGUCGCGGCCGAGAUCGGGAAGUGUCAAGCGGGUGCUGGGUUCCCCCGCCUUCGCCACUACCACCGCUGAUCCCGGAACCCCUAGCCAGUCCCGGGCCCAGCCGCAAUGACGAACGUGUACUCCUUGGAUGGGAUUCUCGUGUUUGGUUUGCUCUUUGUUUGUACCUGUGCCUACUUCAAGAAAGUUCCUCGUCUCAAAACCUGGCUGCUGUCAGAGAAGAAGGGAGUUUGGGGUGUGUUUUACAAAGCUGCUGUGAUUGGAACCAGGCUGCAUGCUGCUGUGGCAAUCGCCUGCGUCGUCAUGGCCUUUUACGUCCUGUUUAUAAAAUGAAUUCUAAAGCAUCCAUCUCAUCAACUGCCAACCAAGGGGACAAAGGUGAAGAACCUGUUGGUGGCCUGAGCCCAGCGUAGGAGAGCUCAGCUAAAAUCUUGGAAGUCCCCAGUAUGACACCACAGCACCUGUCCCCACCAUAUGCAGGGAAAACUCCUUGUGGUUGCAAACAUUGUUUAUGCUUCAGGGGACUCCAGAAAGCCAACCUCCUUUGAUCUGUGUGUAAAUCAAUCCUCGGCAGAGAGCAUAUAAUAUCCAGAUAAAUUAUGUCCCUCGGCAACAUUUCAUACCUCCUGUGUAAGAACCUGUCACAUAUUUUAUUCCACAGCCCUCAUCAGGAUCUUUUCAAACUGAGGCUCAUUAGGGAAGGACAUAAGCUGUGUUCAAAUCUCUUGGAAGGAGAUAAUUUUCAGGACUUGACUUUUGUUUUUUAUUGUUUGAUUUGGAUUUGGCAAAUUGGCGGGGGGUGGGGAGACUGGGUAGGAAACAGGAGUUAUGUACGAUGCCAAGAAAUUUUUUGGCUUUGGACAUUCAUCUUUCAUAUACCCAUCUGGGAACAUAAGAGAGAGGCAUGGUCCUCAUUGCAAAAAAAGAACAGAUGAAAAAGCUGUGCUGUGUGUGGGGAGCUGGAGAGUUUUGCCAAGAGAAUCUGGGCUACAUAAGAUUUGGGAGUUACCUGUCUGUAAUGAGACCAGAAAGCAGUAACUCAGACAAGAAAAAAAUGUUCUGUUCACCAGUAUCCCCCAAAAGGAGACUUUACUCCAUCAAAUGGUAUAUAGAAAAUGAAUCCACUUGUUAUUUUCCUAAAGCCUUUUUAUAUUUUGUCAAUUACUGAGUGCUAAAUACUGUUACUCAGUUUUAAAUGCCACCACUAGGGGAAGGAAACAAGUGAAGAAACAAUUGUUUAAUAUAUUUGCAGUCGUAGAAGAAAUAAAUCUAGUAUAUUAAUUCAUAUACUAGUAAAGUCAUCUAGUAUAAGAAUUUAUUGUGAUGUUAGAAGUUUUUUCAUGUUACCUAAGAUACAAACUUAUUUGUUUAAACCUGGGUCAUUAUGGCAAUUUUUAGUUGAUUACUUGUUUUUCUUGGCCAGCUCUUUCUUAAUUUUCUUCAUAUUUCAGUACUCUUUAGCUGUCUCUUGGAAAUAUAAGAACAUGAGAAAUUUGAGUAAGUGAAAGAAGUUGCUGAUAUUCAUAGGCAUGUUUGGGCAGUUCAUUGAAUCCAUGAAUAAAAUGAGGGUGUUUCUAAAGUAAAGGAAAACAAAGGUUUGCAACUGAGAUUGAUGGCUUUUCCGUGGAGUAUGGUAACUCCUGAGCAAAUCAUAUUAGAUGACUCAACAUUUAAAGGGAAGACUUCCCCAUUCCCUCCUCCUUAUAGCUGCAAAAGAAUCAACUUACAUUUAUGAAGCCUAAAACUUGGUUAUUUAAAAAAAAAGUUGGUUUAAAAUUAAAUUAUUGUAAAAAGCAAGCAUGGACAUAGGUCUACCAGUUGAAUUGUCCAUUAAAGUAAAACUGGACUGUGGACAAGUUAGCUGUGGUUUUACCCCUGUGUGGCAGUAAACGGUCUUUUGUCUUACUCCAAAAGAAUGAAGGCUGCUAAGAAGUUUAGGUUCUGAAAUAGGCAGUUCGGUGCUUUUCUAGAAGUAUAGAAAGUCAUCAAGUAAACACUACAUAUCUGAUCAUCUCAGAGUUGUGGCUGUUCCCUCUUCAGGAUUGGUCCACAGGGUAAAUUUCAGUGAUUCAUAUGUUUUCCAUGGUCAUUUCUGAGGCUCUUUCGCAUGAGAGAAAGGAAAGCUAUUGGAAUGGGAAGAAGAGUUACACCGCAUGGGCGUGAGUUUGGGACCUGUUGGCCAAGCGGACUGUCACUCCCUGGAAAUACAGGUUCAGCAUGUUUGCACUUGUUAUUUUGUAGCUUUAAUGACUUGUUUUCUAAUAGGGCUAAUUUCUCUUAAGUUUGGUGCUUAGAGCUGCUUCAUAGUUUAAACUAGUUCCAUUUCACAAUAAUAGUUAUUCAAGCAAUUUUUUACAGCCUCCUGGGUGGGUUAUCUUGACCAAACUCUUGAAUUGUUAUAUUUUGAAAUGUUUUCAUACCAGAAUGUACCAAAAAGUGCACAGAGUGAAGGUAAUUUACAGCAAGCAACAAAUACACAUCUUAUUUCAUUUGACUUUAUGUAAACAGAUAAGCAGAAACCUGUUUAACUCAUUACUUUGCUUGAUGUGUCAUAUAUUUUUGACUGAAAAUUGUAGAAGUUGUUCCCCUAAGAGAAUUUUUUAGGGUGGAAGAAUGGGGAUAACAAUUAUCGCCUCAGAUUCAAACUGGCAUCACCAUAAACCCUAUAUGCCAGGGUGGAAGGAAGUCAGCUUUUUAUAGUUGAAAUACAAUUUUUUAUUCACCAUGGUCUGCACAAAUCCUUGAAAAUAAAAACUGCUUUCCCUA